GGGGAGGAGGACGGGGAGGAGCAUCCAGGGCGGCCACCGCGGCAGCGGCUGAACUUUGCUCUUUUGCGGGAGGCGGGGAGAGCCCUGGGGCUCGGCGGAGCGGGUCCCGCCGGACCCGGACCGGCACCAGGCUGCAUGGACCGGCGGCGGCGGCGGGGCCCGUAGGGGCGAGGGCGGGCCGGGGCAGCGCCGCCUCCUUCUCCUCCUCCUCCUCCUCCUCCUCCUUCCCUGCCGGUGCCGCGGAGCGGAGGAGCCACCGGGGGCGGGCAGCGGCGGCCCCCGCAUGCGGCCGAGCCCCGGGGCUGCCGCCGCGCCCGGAGCCGCCGCGCCCCGCGGGGGGAUGCGCCGCACCGCGCCCCGCUCCCGCCGCCGCAAAGUUUCCGCGGGGCCCCCCCGUUAACGGAGGGGGGGGAAGGAAAGGAGGAAGCUCUGGGAUAGAAGAAGGAGGGGGGGCGGAACACCCCCCCCCCAAAAAAAAACCCCGAACAGGCCGCCACCCCCUCCAAAAACUUGCUCAACUCGUUCCGAGAGGCGCCGGGCGCCGCGCACCGCUCCAUGCGGCGGCGGGGCCGCCGCUGAGCCCCGGGGCCGCGGAGCCAUGGCCAUGGUGGCCGGCGGCUGGGGCGAGCCCAACGGCGGCGGCGGCGGCGGGGAAGAGGCGGCGUCCCCGGCGGGCGGCGGCAGCGACGCGGAGCACGGCGAGGAGGAGCGGGCCGGGGCGCCGGUGGACUGCGUGGUGUGCGGGGACAAGUCCAGCGGGAAGCACUACGGGGUCUUCACCUGCGAGGGCUGCAAGAGCUUCUUCAAGCGCAGCAUCCGCAGGAACCUCAGCUACACCUGCAGGUCCAACCGUGACUGCCAGAUCGACCAGCACCACCGCAACCAAUGCCAGUACUGCCGCCUGAAGAAGUGCUUCCGCGUGGGAAUGAGGAAGGAAGCCGUGCAGCGGGGCCGGAUCCCCCCCAGCCACUCCAGCACCAGCCCCAACACGCUGCCCAGCGGGGAGUACUUCAACGGGCAGCCGGUGUCGGAGCUCAUCUCGCAGCUCCUGCGGGCUGAGCCCUACCCCGCCGCCCGCUACGGCUCGCAGUACGCGCAGCAGGGCAGCGUCAUGGGCAUCGACAACAUCUGUGAGCUGGCCGCGCGCCUCCUCUUCAGCACGGUGGAAUGGGCCCGGAACAUUCCCUUCUUCCCAGAGCUGCCCGUCUCCGACCAAGUGGCGCUGCUGCGGCUGAGCUGGAGCGAGCUCUUUGUACUCAAUGCGGCGCAGUCGGCGCUCCCGCUGCACAUGGCCCCGCUGCUGGCUGCUGCCGGCUUCCACGCCUCCCCCAUGUCGGCCGACCGCGUCGUCUCCUUUAUGGACCAGAUCCGCAUCUUCCAGGAUCAGGUGGAGAAGCUCAACCGGCUGCAGGUGGAUUCGGCCGAGUACAGCUGCCUCAAAGCCAUCGCGCUCUUCACGCCGGAUGCCUGUGGCCUGUCGGACCCAGCGCACGUGGAGAGCUUGCAGGAGAAGGCUCAGGUGGCCCUCACGGAGUACGUGCGGGCACAGUACCCAUCACAACCGCAGCGCUUCGGGCGGCUGCUGCUGCGGCUCCCGGCUCUCCGCGCCGUGCCGGCCGCGCUCAUCUCCCAGCUCUUCUUCAUGAGGCUGGUGGGGAAGACGCCCAUCGAAACACUAAUCAGGGACAUGCUGCUGUCUGGGAGCACCUUCAACUGGCCCUAUGGGACGGGGCAGUAGAGGACAGACACCCCGCAGCCGGACCUGGAUUUCCUCCCAUGCCCCGAGAUGGUGCCAUCCCCUGGGAGCGCCAAACUAUGCCGGUCCCUGCACCACUCACCCCAAAAGCAGUGGGGUCAUGGCGUUGUCCUCCUAAAGCUGAAGGUACUGGCCCUGCCGCCGCUGUUGGACACUGAACUCCUCUGUACCCCAUGAAGUGGAGCUCCCCAACGCCUUGGUCCCACCCCCCGGGGACCUUGGAGCAUCCCCGGGGCUGGUCCCUUGCUCUGUCCCUGCAUCAGAGCCCAGGAAAGGGGACACCAUCCUCUGGCUGCCCCUCCAAAUCUGAAUGUCAGAUGGCAGGAGUCUGGGACAGAAGAUGAUGGGAGGUGGGACCAGCCAGGUUGGAGCACAGAGGGUCCCCUAGCUGCACAGAGCUGACUGCUGUGGGACCCCCCUUGUGCACCCCCACCCCAGUGCUGGCAAUGAUGGAAAAAGGGUCAUUUUAAACCCCUUUUGUGCCCUGUAGCACGUGUCCAGCCUCGAGGACUGAAACACUGAGCUUGGAGCAGCCCCGUGGUGGGGACCAGGCUUGUCCGUGCCUGGUGCAAAUUCCCCCCCUGCACUUUCCACUGAAGCAUCUCCACUGUUGGGGCACGGGGAGGGGUACACAGGAGGGGUUGGGGGUACAGUGGAGGAGAGGGGGCACAGGGGUGGCUGAUGGGGUCCAGGCACCAUGCAGGGCUCAUUCCCUGCUGCUGUGCUUGGUGCUUUACCCACCCUUGGGCCACAUCCAGCACCCACUACCACCCCCACGCUGGGGGAGAUGGGGACCAGCAGCCCCCUCCCCAUGCUCGCUACAUCCCUGGGCCUCAUUAUUACUUGUUAAACCAAGUUUGGGGGGGGAAAGAGGCACUGGGAGGCGACAAAAGGGGUGAUGCUGCUGCGGCGGGGGCUUUGUCCCCAGGGCUGAGCCAUAGUGGAGGAAGGGACUUGUGGGGACAGAGCCACCUCGGAAGGAUGGAGAUGCCCCGUGGCCUCUGAUCCCAGAAGGUCCCAUGGGUGCAGGAUUAGAGGCCAUGGGGUGUGGGUGUCCCCCCACCAGGGCUCUCCUCAGGAGCCAGAGGCAGGAGUAGCUGCAGGAGUUGUCAUUUAGAUUGAUUCACUGCAAAUAUAACCCUUGUUCAAUGAUACUAAACAAAUGAAGUCAAUAAAAGAUGUUUCUUACAA
Molecule: messenger RNA, 2947 nt
Organism: Strigops habroptila (Kakapo)
Lineage: Eukaryota; Metazoa; Chordata; Aves; Psittaciformes; Psittacidae
Gene: NR2F6
Product: nuclear receptor subfamily 2 group F member 6
Exons: 4
Coding region: 599-1738 (379 amino acids)
Biological process (GO): negative regulation of transcription by RNA polymerase II; anatomical structure development; cell differentiation
Molecular function (GO): zinc ion binding; nuclear receptor activity; RNA polymerase II cis-regulatory region sequence-specific DNA binding
Source: RefSeq, a predicted model, not a curated record